AACUCUAUUUCAAGUUAAAAUCAUAUCAGAGUUACAGCUCUGUGGAUAUACAAGAUGUUUUCCAUUCUAUUUGCCUUGGUACAAGUUGGAGUAUGUUUCGCCUUUAGAUUUAGUUCGGAAGAAUAUAAUCCAUAUGUUAAUCCUAUAAUGGCCUGGAUUUACUCUGAUGUAAGAUGCCAGCCCUAUUACCUGGAACAUACUGAUAGAUACUUCUGUACAGAUGAUGGUGUAUUCACAUGUGUUAAUGGAUGGACUGGAGAUAACUGUGAUGAACCUGUUUGUAUAAAUGGAUGCAGUAAUAAUGGAAAAUGUGUUGCCCCAGAUAUUUGUAGAUGUGAUAUGGGAUACCAGGGGGGCACUUGUCAAUCUUGCAUCAAGCAUCCAGGUUGUAUUCAUGGAUCAUGUAAUACAGCUUUUGAAUGUAACUGUGAGGGUGGUUGGGAGGGCCGAGAUUGCAACAUUCCCAAAUGCAGUGAGGGUUGUGAUCCAGAUUUUGGAUUCUGUGAUACUCCUGAUACAUGUUUAUGCAAGCAUGGUAGUGGUGUACAAGGACCUAAUUGUACUGAGUGUAUGACUAAAGAAGGAUGUAAACAUGGUACUUGUGCGAACCCUGGAGAAUGUAACUGUGAUGACAAGUUCUGGACAGGACAUCUUUGUGAUGAGCCAGUUUGCAGUGAUGGAUGUAGUAAGAAACAUGGAUAUUGCAAGGAACCAGCUACAUGUAUUUGUAUGUUUAGGGAACCAGAUACAUGUAUUUGUAUGUGAAGGGAACCAGAUACAUGUAUUUGCCU
Eurytemora carolleeae is the source of this 791-nucleotide messenger RNA. Its product is annotated as delta-like protein 4. The record is from RefSeq and is a predicted model, not a curated record. NCBI's taxonomy places the organism in Eukaryota, Metazoa, Arthropoda, Copepoda, Calanoida, Temoridae. The transcript is spliced from 10 exons. Gene Ontology annotation, cellular component: membrane. Gene Ontology annotation, biological process: cell communication; motor neuron axon guidance. The coding region runs from base 55 to 765 and encodes 236 amino acids.